CUUAGAGACAUGCACCAUUAAUAAAAGCAUCAUGCUGAGGAGCGCGACGCAGCUGGGGUGUCGGCUCCCGCCGCGCAAGCUGAAUGCAGCCCCGAGGCUUUCUGUAGGAGGACGACAAACGUUCGUAUGCAUUAGGAAACCUCUGAGGUCAGCACAGCCUUUUCAGCCGGCUCCUGACCAUGCGGUCGGUACUCGCGAUGUCACGGUCGCGGCUGCAAUCAGCGCCUCGCCCCCGAGUGACCCGAGUAUCACGUUUAAGAAGCGCUUUUGGACGUUCAUUGACGUGGUCGCCAUUCUGGGCUCCGUGGGCGGUGCGCUGGCGGCCAUUCUGAACCUAUUCAGUGGCACCUAUGUGCUGUUCCUGCCGCUGGUGCUGCCAGUGGUGUCACUGCUGUCCGCUCUGCAGCGUGAGGGGCUCAUCGCCGAGGACAACCGGCGCGCCUACGACACGCUGCGUGCCAGCCUGGCCCGCGACUCCUCCGGCCUACUGGGGGAGGCGCGCUCCGCCAUCGAUGACGUACGCCGCGAGCUGAAGGGCCAGAGCACCACCGCCGCACGCCUCGCCACCAUUGAGGCGCGCCUCUCCAGCCUUGAGGGAUCCAUUCUCAGCGUGGGCCGCGCUGCGCGCGAGGCCGCCGCCGGCCUGGGCAUGCUGCCUGAGCGGUUGGGCGGCGAGCAGCGUGUGGUGCUUGAGGGGCUGGUGGGCGCCAUGCGUGUGGAGCUGCGGCGGGCGGCGGAGAGCCUGGCCAACAACGAGACCACGGCGCUGGCACGGCUGGAUGCGCGGCUGGCGGCUGUGGAGGGCAGCCUGUCGGGUCUGGAGGUGGCCCAGAGCGAGGGCAUGCGGCGCCUGGGCAUGAGCCUCAACAGCGCACUGGCGGACGCGGAGGCCACCCUGCAGAGCAGCGUGCGCAACGAGGUGGCCAGGUCCAUGGAGCCGGUCCGGCGGCUGCCGCAGAUGCUGGCGGCGGCGCUGCCGCCCGCGCUGGCGGCGGCGGAGGCGGUGGAGGCGAGCGCCAACGGUGGCGUCCUGAUCGGGGCUGGCGGCAGCGGCGGCGCGGUGGCGGGGGUGUCGCCGGAGCAAGUGCAGGCCAUCGUGGGCCAGGAGCUGGAUGCGGCGGUGGGGCGCAUCCUGGACCUCCAGGCGGAGGGCUUUGGCCGGCUGGGCGCAGUGCGGCCCACGCCGAUGGACGACGAGCAGUGGGGGGCGCUGGGCCGCCGCCUGAGCCGCCUGGAGCGACUGGUGGAGGGCGUGCCGGCGGCGGCGGAGGGGUCACUGGUGCAGAACGGGGCCCUGGCGGCGGCGGUGGCGGCGGCGGUGCGCGACGCCGUGGCGGCGCAGCUGGCGGAGGCGCGCGCGGAGGCGGCGGCGGCCGCCGUCGCCGCCGCGGCGGCGGAGGGCGAGCGCGUGCGGAAUGACGUGCUGGCGGCGCAGGUGGUGCUGCGCGAGGGACUGGAUGGGCUGACGGCGGCACUGACGCCGCUGCAGCUGGGCGUGACGGAGGUGUCGGUGGCGGUGGCGACGAUGGCCGAGGCCCAGCGCGAGGCGCAGGCCGCCGCCGCCGCGGCGACGGCGGCGGUGUCCCAACAGGAGGACGGGGACGGCGGCGGUGCCCUGGCGGCGGCGCCGCCGGCGGCGGCGCUGGCGCCGGCGGAGCUCAGCCGGCUGCUUGACGGCGUGGCGGCGGUGGCGGCGCUGCUCCGUGAUGUGGAUACUAAAGUGGGCUCUGUGGCGGCUGCGGUGGAGCGGUUGCCGGCGGAGGUGGCGGCUGCGGCGGCGCCCGCCGCUGGCGCAAGCGCUGGCACAGCGCUGGCGCGGGAUGGAAGCGGGGACGGGCAGGCUGCUGCUGCUGCAGCUGCUGCAGCUGCGGCCGCGGCGGCGGCCGCGCAGCAGCAGCAGCGGGACCUGCAGGCGGGGAUUGAGUCCAUGCGUGCGGCGUUGGCGGCGCUGGCGGGGCAGGUGGGCGAGCUGGCGAGCAAGGCUACUACAGGCCCGACGGCGGCGCCAGUAGCCGCCACGGUCGUCCCCGCCACAGCCACAGCCGCCGCAGCCCCCGCACCGCCCAAGCUCUCUGACGUGCUUGCUUUCGAGGCCGGCCUCGUGGCGGGCGCAGCCGCCGACGCGGCGGCGGCCGCGUCAGGAGCGGCUGUAGCAGAGACGCAGGACGCGGCCGCUGCAACGGCUGUAGCAGGGGCCACGGGCCGGGCGCCGCCGGCGACUACGGGCGCCAGUCGUGAGCAGGCGUACGACUUGAUGCUACAGCUGGCGGAGGCGCGGCGGCGCUCCGGCUCCGAGGCCGGCAGUAGCGGCAGUAGCAGCGAAGGCGGCGGCAGCUCGGAUGCCGGCAGCGGGAGCGGCAGUAGAGGGUCGGGCGGCGCGCGCGUCGAGGCUUCGGCCACGGUCGUGACGGCGGAGGCGCACCUGCGGAUUGAUGGCCUGCCGCCGUUCGAGCAUGGCACUGCUAUUGAAGAGCUGUCACCGCUGCCGCCGUCGCAACAGGAGCUGGAGGCUAAAGCCUCGGCUCCGGAGCUGCCGCUGCCACCCCAGCAAUCAGUUGGGCUACACCAGCAGCAGCAGCAGCAGCAGCAGCAGCAGUGGCAGCCGCAGCAGCAACAGCAGCAGCAGUGGCAGACCUCGGAAGCGGAGGAGGCCGCAGCGUCCGCGGCGGCCGGCGGCUACGGCUACGGCUACGGCGGCUGGCAGGGCCAGGACCCGCCGCAGCAGUGGCAGCCGCAGCCGCCGCAGGCGGGGUCACAACCACACGGCGGGGGCGAUGGCCAGGGCUAUGGCUAUGCGGAGGCGUUGCCAGGCCUAGGGCCACAUGCGGGUGUGGAUGAGGUCGCAGAGGCUGCUGCUUACGCUGCGGUAGCCAACGGGCAACAGUCGUCAUGGGGGACGGCAGCGGCACCGCCGCCGCCACGUCAGCAGCAGCCGCAGCCGCUGCAGCAGACCCUGCCGCCGGCGCAGCCCGCUGCGCCAGCAGCACAGCCCCCGCCGCAACAGCAGCAACCGCAGCAGCAGGUUUUUGCACAGCAGCAGCAACAGCACCCUGCAUUUUCGUCGCCGCAGCAGCCGCCCAUGUCGCCUCCACCGCAGCAGCAGCAGCAGGCGCAGCAGCAGCCGGGGCUGGGUGUGGGCGGCGGCGUGUCUCCCGACUACCGCAUGCGACCCCUGGAGGGCCUGACUCCUAAUGAGGUCAUCUCGGAGGGGCUGCGGCUGCUGCGGCUGGGGCGAGAGGAGACGCGCAAGGGCGAGGACUACGGCCUGGCUGACACGCUGCUCCAGUCAGCGGUGGCCGCCUUCACCUCCGCCUCGGAGCUGGCGCCCGCCAACGCCAAGGCCCUGGGCAACCUGGGCAACGCACUGCUGGCACGGGGCGAGCUCAAGGCCGCCUAUCUGGAGGCGCUGCGUGCCGGCCCGCCGCCCGCCACCUACGCGGAGGCGGAGGCGCAGCGGGGCGCGGAGACGGCCAUGACUGGGGAGGCCAACGCGCUGCUGACGCAGGCGGGGCUCAUGUUCAUGAAGGUGCUGGAGAUGGAGGGCUGGUCCAGCCGCGCGCUGGUCAACUGGGGCCGCGCGCUGGUGCUGCGGGCGGACCUGCUGGCGGCGGCCCCCGAGGCCCUGGCGCCCGGCAGCGCCGCCGCCGCCGCCGUGGCCCAGCUGUACACCAGCGCUAUCAACAAGUUCGAGGGCGUGCUGGAGGGGGAGCCAGACAUGAUACCCGCCAAGUACAGGUGCGCGCUGGCCAUGGCUGGGCUGUCCCGCACAAAGGCCGCCGGCAGCCGGGAGGCCCUGACGCUUCUGGCUGACGCCAUCAACUACCUGCGAGAUGUGCUGGCGUCACCCUCGCCUGACGCCGAGGCGCUGCGCGGCGCGGCGGCGGCGGCUCUGGCGGCGAUGGAGCAGCAGCUGAUGGCGGCGCGGGCGGGGCGCGUGGCGUGAAGGCGCGUAGUGUGAGGCAGGACGCUUGGGAGGCCAGCGCGGGUCCAGUGUGAGCGCCGCCGACGACGGCAGCCGUGGCCUGGGGGCUGGGGGGAUCCACCGCCGUUACGCCGCCAUAGGCCCACCCGCGCCGCCGCCGCCCAGCCCGGAGCUGGAAAGUCCCCAUCCCACGCCAGUGCUGGUGAAGCUGCCUGAAGCGGGUGAGCGGCUGCCUGUGCAGCCGCUGGGGUGCCGCGGGCGGGGGACAGGGGGGGUCAGCGUGAGCACCGGCGAACGUCAGGCAAGAUGGUUGGCACCUCCAGAGUAUGGCCGUUUUUUGUUGCUGUUGCCCUAUCGAAGGAUGUCUGUUGCACGUUUACAAGGCCAUGCGGCAUCUGCUUAAAAGACUGCGAGACAGUUAAGAUAGCACUCUGGAGUGGCGGCUUGUCCAACCCGUGGGUGCAGAGUCUGGAGGUCGGACCCGUUGAGGCCGGUAGGCGCAUGUUGGUCUUGCCUCAACAAGGAGCAUAAGCAAAAUACGACGCAUUCCUCACUUGACGCGACGCUAGAGGCAAAGGAUAUGAACGUUUUGGUCGGCCAUUCGACGUUGUGUCGAAACCAAAACAGCGCGAUAGGGGUUUCUCACGCGCUAAAGGCUGUCACUGCCAGAAAACAAUCCGCUUCCCUCAGGGUAGCGCCGGCGCGAGAAACCGGUGUCACUCUGUCAAGUCGGCGGGGUCGCGAACUUAACGCCACGGAUACGAUGAACAGCAGAUAUGGAAGUUGAAGUGCGGACUUCUGAGUGGGGGCAAACUUUGGUCGGCAUGGCCCCUUGAUUUUAUAGUGGUGCCCCAUCGCGGGAUAGUUUCAAUUUCAUGCUUGCUGGUCUCGGACC
Messenger RNA from Chlamydomonas reinhardtii, 4817 nucleotides. RefSeq lists its product as uncharacterized. NCBI's taxonomy places the organism in Eukaryota, Viridiplantae, Chlorophyta, Chlorophyceae, Chlamydomonadales, Chlamydomonadaceae. The transcript is spliced from 11 exons. The coding region runs from base 32 to 3943 and encodes 1303 amino acids. Gene Ontology annotation, molecular function: protein binding. The record is from RefSeq and is a predicted model, not a curated record.